This is a messenger RNA of Echinops telfairi (small Madagascar hedgehog), 1907 nucleotides long. RefSeq names its product CXADR Ig-like cell adhesion molecule (gene CXADR). The transcript is spliced from 9 exons. The record is from RefSeq and is a predicted model, not a curated record. NCBI's taxonomy places the organism in Eukaryota, Metazoa, Chordata, Mammalia, Afrosoricida, Tenrecidae. Gene Ontology annotation, cellular component: bicellular tight junction; basolateral plasma membrane; intercalated disc. The coding region runs from base 1 to 1578 and encodes 525 amino acids. Gene Ontology annotation, molecular function: cell adhesion molecule binding. Gene Ontology annotation, biological process: homotypic cell-cell adhesion.
AUGGCAUUUUUAAAAGGCCUAGCUACAGUUGAAGAAUUGCAGAUAGGAAAUCUCAUGUUUUCUUCUAUUCCGGACUCCAGGGCAGCGAACAAGUGCGGGGUGUGCCCAGCCCGCGCCCUCAGCCCGGGGUCCCGGAGUCGGAGCGCGGCGCCUGCAGUACCGCGGGGAGCGCGGGGCCGGCGGAGUGGCUGCCGCGGGGGCUGGCAGGUCACCGGGAGGCGAGUGCAGAUAAUGUGGCGCCGCGCCUGUGGCGAGGGCGUGACUAGAGUUUCGGUCGCUGGAAUGGAGGGUGUAGCCCGACCCUCGGGUUCAAAACCCCAGUGUAAAGGAAGAAAUAGGGAUGUUCGCUGUUUAGGUGAUGUUCAAAUAUUGGCAAUCCCAAAGAAGCUUGUUGGUGCCAUGGGCCACAGACUGGAGCUAGGCUCUAGUAACGUGGGCCAAAGGAGACCACCAGAUGACAUGGUGGCGGCGUGCCUGUUUGUACAGGGAUUGGGACACUCAGUGUUUGUACAGGGAUUGGGACACCCAGUGUCGGACUUGUUAGCAUCCACGGUAUUCCAUUUCAUCAGAAGCUUAAGUAUAGAUUCUCCUUCUGAACAGAUGAUUGAAAAAGCCAAAGGGGAAACUGCCUAUUUGCCAUGCAAAUUUUCCCUGGGUCCUGGAGACCAGGGGCCACUGGACAUCGAGUGGCUGCUCUCACCAGCCGACAAUCAGCAGGUGGACCAAGUGAUUAUUUUAUAUUCCGGAGACAAAAUUUAUGAUGACUACUAUCCAGACCUGAAAGGACGAGUGCAUUUUACAAGUAACGACCUUAAAUCUGGUGAUGCAUCAAUAAAUGUAACCAAUUUACAGUUAUCAGAUAUUGGCACCUACCAGUGCAAAGUAAAAAAGGCUCCUGGUGUGGGAAAUAAGAAGAUUCACUUGAUAGUUCUUGUUAAGCCUUCAGGUACAAGAUGUUACAUUGAUGGAUCAGAAGAAAUUGGAAAUGACUUUAAGCUAAAAUGUGAGCCAAAAGAAGGUUCACUUCCAUUACGAUAUGAAUGGCAAAAAUUGUCUAACUCUCAGAAAAUGCCUAUGUCGUGGUUAGCAGAAAUGACUUCACCUAUUAUCUCUGUGAAAAAUGCCACGACCGAGUAUUCGGGAACCUACAGCUGCACGGUCCAAAACAGAGUGGGGGUUGAUCAGUGCCUGCUACGCCUGGAUGUUGUUCCUCCUUCAAAUAGAGCUGGAACAAUUGCAGGCGCUAUUAUAGGAACUUUACUUGCUCUGGUGCUCAUUGGUCUUCUUAUCUUUUGCUGCCGUAAAAAGCGCAGAGAAGAAAAAUAUGAAAAGGAAGUUCAUCAUGAUAUCAGGGAAGACGUGCCUCCUCCGAAAAGCCGAACGUCCACUGCCAGGAGCUACGUCGGCAGCACUCAUUCAUCCCUGGGAUCCAUGUCUCCUUCCAACAUGGAAGCCUAUUCGAAGACUCAGUAUAACCAAGUACCCAGUGAAGAUUUUGAACGUGCUCCUCAGAGUCCAACUCUCCCACCCACUAAGCUGAAGUACGCUUACAGGACUGAUGGGAUUACAGUGGUAUAAAUGUGAAGAACUACUGAAGAAUCCUAAGUAUUCUACUGUUCGAUUUUAGUAUUUACUAAAUACUUUAACGUAUGGGAAAAUGCUUUCUUACAAGGCAGAGAGAGUAUAAGAACAAGAACAUUUCUGCUUUAUAAAUGACAUUAGACAUGUCAGUCAAAUGUAAUACCAAAAUUAGGAAAAUCUUUAGUAACUUUGACAGUAAAGAUGCUUUACUAUUUUUAUAUUUUCAAUUGCUUUCCAUUAAUCUUAUACCUUUUUAUGCAUCUUUUGAUAUUGUACCAUUUGGGGAAAACAGUUGAUUUUAUAUAUGAAAAUAAGUUGAAUUUUUU